Messenger RNA from Arabidopsis thaliana (thale cress), 1161 nucleotides. RefSeq names its product S-adenosyl-L-methionine-dependent methyltransferases superfamily protein. The coding region runs from base 1 to 1050 and encodes 349 amino acids. The transcript is spliced from 8 exons. Lineage: Eukaryota; Viridiplantae; Streptophyta; Magnoliopsida; Brassicales; Brassicaceae. The record is from RefSeq and is marked reviewed.
AUGACCAUCUCAUAUCUACAUUCACUUUCUUGCAACAAAAGUUGCUUGCUUACAUCUCAAUUUUCAAAACCCUUGUUUAUAAACCAAACUCAGAAGAAACUCAGAUUCUCGAUUUCCUUUUGCCUCAAGCAAAACGAAUCUGGUAUUGAACAAGUCGAAGAAGAAGAAGAAGAAGAAUUUACCGUUGUGACGGCCGUAAAAAGCAGAUACAAUGAGAUUGUUAUAGUGGAUACUUUUGCUUCUAGAUAUCUUCUUCUUGAUUCCACUAGGAAUGUGCAUAGUGUUAUCAAUAAAGGAGGCCAGAAUUGGACUGGAGCUUAUUGGGUAAAUGUUGUUAUUGUGUUUAAUUUUGAAUCCUAUCAACAUUUUUGUUUGAAGGACGAGUCUGCGUGUUUGCCGCCUAUUAUCCCUAAUGGUCCCAUUGCAAUCUACGGCUUGGGUGGUGGAACAGCUGCAAGAUUGAUUCUUGAGUUGUGGCCUUCAACGGAGCUUGAAGGUUGGGAAAUCGAUGAAAUUUUGAUUGAGAAAGCAAGAGACUAUCUCGGGCUGUCUGAGCUAGAGAUACCGACAUCAAAAGGCGGUAGACUUUGUAUUCAUGUAGAUGAUGCUCUCUCUCCUUGUCAAGAUGAUUCAAAAAGAUAUGCUGGGAUCAUCGUUGAUUUGUUCGCGGAUGGAAAAGUGCUUGAUCAGCUGCAAGAGAUUCCAAUGUGGCUAGAACUGGCUAGUAGGUUAAUGCCUAACGGUCGCCUUAUGGUGAAUUGUGCGGGAAUCGAAACAGAAGUAAAGAAUGGAAAACCAGAGUUGGUGUUAGAUGAUUUGGCUUGGAUGUUGAAUUCUACUGUCAAGAUCUUAUCAGAAGCAUUUCCUGGACAAGUUAGUUGGAAGAGAACACCAGAUUCAGAAGGUCUCAACUUUGUGGCAUUAACAGGAGGCUUACCUGAUCUUAGUGACUGGUCUAGUAAGGUUCCAGUCCGUUUAAGCGAAUCAGUGAAGCUAUGGAAGCUUUGCGAGACGGUCCCUUUGCAACUCGGUGCUUUGAAUGCAUCUUAACAUCAAGAGUUUUGCCAAAAGAUUUGAUCAGAAACUCACAUGUGGAUAGUGAAAGUUGUGUAUGAUUUGUUUUGCCAAUUGAGUACAGAGAUACACAAAAGGACAAAAAGA